Symbiodinium sp. CCMP2456 is the source of this 2043-nucleotide messenger RNA. Lineage: Eukaryota; Dinophyceae; Suessiales; Symbiodiniaceae. The record is from the annotation of a GenBank genome assembly.
AUGGCAGCCCAUGCCUGGUCCACAGACGAAAGCAGCCCGGACGAGGCUGCAGAAGACAGAUUCCUUUUCGGAGAGGAGACAAGGAGCUCAAGCGGCGGCUACAUGAAACGCCGACGUUCAUCUCGGGCUGCAGGCAGCGAGCGGAGCGUCCCCUCAGAGAGCUCCGCGCGAGAGAACCAGGCCGGCAGGAACGAACGGUCGAGCCCGAACCGGCGAUCCUUGCUGGAAAGCCUUACAGAAGGGGUGGCGAACCUCUGGGCCCGCCCAGAGGUCCCACAAGCGACUCCACCUUCGUCGCGGGACUCCUUCCAAUCGACGGUCCUAAUAAGCAAGGAUGAGGCUGAUCCGGAGGAGGUCAGGCACCCGAGCAACAACGAUAGCGUGACGAAGGCAAGACGCGGGACACUGUUUGAUGCAGCGGACUUGGCCAAGAGCUGGAAGAGGCUGUCCUCGGACUUCUCAGCUGGCGUGGCAUCGUUCACGGAAGCCUUGAGAUCGGUACCGACGCCCGAGGCCAGCUGGCGAGGGGCUCGUGAUCACGAGCAUUCGAGUGAGGUGGCUGCUUCGUCGAGCCAGGCCGACAGGUUCAGUUCCACCAGCUUGGACACCUUGAUGAACGAGGCCCAUCUGCCCUUCAGGCAGUUGCUGGAGGAAGUCCCAGACCCUGAGAACACCCCGGGUGGCCUCCUGGCUGCCUUUCCGCGGCUCUGGCGGCUUUGCAUUCCACAGGAGCCCCAAGCCGCGGGUCCUGCGGGCGACGCAGGUGAUGAUGCAACCAGUGCAAGCUCUUCUCAGGCGUUUGGCGCGCAAUCACCUCUUUUUUCUGCAGUUGUCCGUGCACGUCUUGUUGGACACCUCCUUGGGUGCCACGAAGCCGUGUCCUCUGAGCUGACAGCGGAAGAAAAGCAACUCUGGGACGUUUUCGUCAGCAUUGACCACAACUUGGCGGGUUCGAUGAUGGUCAGCUUAGAAUCAGCAGACGACCUCUGCGAUGCGCUGGCGUCUGUUUCCUCCCGAAAUCAUGCGGAGGCCUGUGUCAAAGCUCUCGCAGAGCGUGUUGAUGACACGGGUGAGUGCGACUUCGCUGACCUGCUUGAUGUCUGGGAAGCUGCGAAACAACCCGAUCAACUGUGGCAGUUCCGCAGCAGUCUGCGCAAUGGUCUGUCGAAUCUUCUGGCAGGUGCCGGAAUUACUGAGGCAGCAUCGUCACGAGUUCCAGAGAUGCGAGCGCGAUGUGCUCGGCUUUCUGAUACUGCAUUGGCAAUGUCAGCUGCAGCUUACCAGCGUGCCUUGGUGUUGACCUGCAGCUGGCACUGUGAGCAGCGGCUCCAGUCAUUCCUGAUGGCAAAGGGCAGCCCGACCGAGCGGUCCCGCUCCGAAGUCAAGUCCUUGCUGGCGGUUCUUCGGGGAAUUCACUCCGAACUGGUCCCCACCGAGCGUGUGCUGUGGGAGCUCAUGGGUCAGCAGCAACAACAUUUCGAUGGAACAGUGGGGAAGGAAGAGGUGCUCUCAGCACUGGAGGAGCUGUUGGGUUUCCACGAAGAAGAUGCGAGGGCAUCGCCAGGAGAGCUCGAGGAACUCGGCAGGCUUCGUCGGCAGUGCCAGCGAAGGUCUGUCGACAAUUUGUUCGACGAUCGUGGAAGGACGGUUGUCGCAUUUGCUGACGUGCUGCGCUGGUGGUGGGACAUGCCAGAGGAGUACCGGGAGGCUGCCGGUCUGGCGGUUCCAGCUUCUGUGUUGCGACAAAGCUUGCGACGGCAGCCGGAAGAGAUGUUUCGUGGUGCGCUGCGUCGAGUCGCCGCCGAGCCAGCUUUUGCCCGGCAGGCUCUUCGUGGUCAUGUCCGUGCUUUUGCGGAGCUGAGGGCAUUGGCCGUGAGGCGGAACAUUGAGAGUUUCUCCAUCCGCUCUACUGCCGAGUCUCGCACCACGACGAGUGAUGCAGGUGACAUCAGUCUGGCGACUUCGGAGGACCAAGCAGGCUUCCAGGAGGACGACGAGCCUUCUGACACGCCUGUCUCUCCGGCCCGGCUCGAGGCCCAAUAG